CGAUGAGAUACAAAAAUCACUGGAAUCUAGUAGUACACUAUAGUUCUAUAUAAACCCUCACAUUAUUGUCCAAUGUGUGGUCUCACACUCUCACCACAGUACUAGCUUGCCAGUUAGAGCUUGCUUGGCAAAAAGAUAUGGCCGGUCAGCGUGUGGUGGCCGCGGUGGCCGUCGCUCUGGGCGUGUGCCUGCUGCAGCUGCCGGCGGCGAGCCGCGGCCAGCUGCAGGUGGGGUUCUACAACACCAGCUGCCCCAAUGCCGAGACGCUGGUCCGGCAGGCCGUCACCAACGCCUUCGCCAACGACUCCGGCAUCGCCGCCGGCCUCAUCCGCCUCCAUUUCCACGACUGCUUCGUCAGAGGGUGUGAUGCAUCAGUGCUGAUCUUCUCGCCGAACGGCACGGCGGAGCGCGACGCGGCGCCGAACAACCCCAGCCUCCGGGGUUUCGAGGUGAUCGACGCCGCCAAGGCCGCCGUCGAGGCGGCGUGCCCGCGCACCGUCUCCUGCGCCGACAUCCUCGCCUUCGCCGCCCGCGACAGCGUCAACCUCACCGGCAACUCCUUCUACCAGGUCCCCGCCGGCCGCCGCGACGGCAACGUCUCCAUCGACACCGACGCCUUCACGCUCCCCGGGCCAAACCUCACGGCGACGCAGCUCGUCGACGGCUUCAAGCUCAGGAACCUGACCGCCGAGGAGAUGGUCAUCCUCUCCGGCUCCCACACCAUCGGCCGCUCGCACUGCGCCUCCUUCCUCUUCAAGAACCGUGAACGUUUGGCGAAUGGGACGAUUAGCCCGGCGUACCAGGCGCUGCUGGAGGCGCUGUGCCCGCCGACGACGGGGCGGUUCACGCCGAUCACGACGGAGAUCGACGUGAGCACGCCGGCGACGCUGGACAACAACUACUACAAGCUGCUGCCGCUCAACCUGGGCCUCCACUUCUCCGACGACCAGCUCAUCCGCAACGCCACGCUCCUCCCCUUCGUCGACGCCUUCGCCGCCAACGAGACGCUGUGGAAGGAGAAGUUCGUCGCCGCCAUGAUCAAGAUGGGCAACAUCGACGUGCUCACCGGCGCCCGGGGGGAGAUCCGGCUCAACUGCAGCGCCGUCAACCCGUCCUCGUCGUCGUCGUCGUCCUCCGCCGGGAGGAUGAUCGAGACCGUCUUCCCCGGCGCCGGCGGUGAGGUCGCCGCGAGCUAAGCUAUACCCUUGCUGACCAUGUAAUAUACGUCAUAUAUAUGAUGAUAAUGUAAAAUUAAUAAUGCAUGACACGCACUUGCACUGUGUGUUGUACGGCCAGGGCAAGUGUGGUUGGUUGAUGAAGGCUUUGUUUGCACCUACUUGAUGUGUGUAGUGACUCUGCCAUGAACGAUGCACGUAUACAAGUAUAUAAUUAAGAUGGCCGGCAGCUGGUAAUAAGUAGAACACCUACCAAGUUACCAACUUACCAUGCAUGAAUAAAUGUUCAUGCAUAAAUUACGGCGCUACUCAUAAUUCACCAAAAACAUACGUGUACAUAGAAAAAAUAGAUCAAUGGCUAUUCAAAAUAA
This is a messenger RNA of Oryza sativa Japonica Group (Japanese rice), 1546 nucleotides long. NCBI's taxonomy places the organism in Eukaryota, Viridiplantae, Streptophyta, Magnoliopsida, Poales, Poaceae. The record is from RefSeq and is a predicted model, not a curated record.